Striga hermonthica is the source of this 1164-nucleotide messenger RNA. The record is from the annotation of a GenBank genome assembly. Lineage: Eukaryota; Viridiplantae; Streptophyta; Magnoliopsida; Lamiales; Orobanchaceae.
AUGGAGGUCAGAGCCAGAGCACCCGGAAAAAUCAUACUCGCCGGAGAACACGCCGUGGUUCAUGGAUCCACCGCCGUAGCCGCCGCGAUCGAUCUGUAUACCUACGUCUCUCUUCGCUUCCCCACUCCAUCCGAUAAUGAUGAUGCGAUAAAGCUUCAUCUCAAGGAUCUGGCCUUAGAACUUUCCUGGCCAGUUGGGAAAAUCAUGGAAGUUCUGCCUGAUCUAGGCAGCCGUAUUGCUUCCUCUCCUUGUUCUUGUUCCCUAGAGACGUCAAAAGCAAUUGCUUCUCUUCUCGAAGAUCAAAAUAUUCCCGAGGCCAAUAUUGGAAUCGCAUCCGGCGUUUCAGCUUUUCUUUGGCUGUACACGUCCAUUCAUGGCAAUAAGCCAGCUAAAAUUGUUGUCACAUCGGAGCUGCCAUUAGGCUCGGGUUUGGGUUCGUCUGCCGCCUUUUGCGUCGCACUUUCUGCCGCACUCCUUGCCCUAUCUGAUUCUGCAAAACUGGAUUUUAGCCAUCAAGGUUGGCAGAUGUUUGGAGACAGUGAGUUGGAGCUUGUGAAUAAAUGGGCUUUUGAAGGUGAAAAGAUCAUCCAUGGGAAGCCAUCUGGGAUAGACAAUACAGUUAGUACCUAUGGGAACAUGAUAAAAUUUAGGUCUGGUGACCUCACGCGCAUAAAGACAAAUAUGCCUCUUAAAAUGCUGAUAUCUAAUACGAAAGUCGGAAGAAAUACAAAAGCGUUGGUAGCCAGCGUCUCAGAAAGGACACUGAGGCAUUCAACAGCAAUGGCUUCUGUGUUUAAUGCCGUUGACUCCAUAAGCAAUGAGUUAGCUGCCAUAAUCCAAUCACCAGUUUCUGAUGAUCUUGCAAUCACUGAGAAAGAGGAAAAAAUAGGAGAACUAAUGGAGAUGAAUCAAGGGCUACUGCAGUGCAUGGGGGUCAGCCACGCAUCAAUCGAGACUGUGAUUAGAACUACGCUAAAAUAUAAACUAUCUACUAAACUCACAGGAGCUGGUGGAGGAGGCUGCGUUUUGACGCUACUUCCAACCUUAUUAUCAGGAACGGUUGUCGAUAAAGUUAUUGCAGAUCUGGAUUCGUGUGGGUUCCACUGUUUGAUUGCGGGAAUUGGUGGAAGAGGCAUGGAGAUUAGUUUCAGUGGUUUUUCCUAA